AUGAUUAGGCUUAGCGCAUACGUGGGCCGGAACCAGACAUGGCACCAAGACUGCACGAGCACGCCCUGGAGUAACAAGACAUGGAGCAUCCAGAGGCUCGUCCCACAGGUCGACUGUGACGCUUUCCACGGCACGAGGUCAGAGGUCGACUGUUGUGAGUUUUUAUUCAAGGGAAUAUACUACACAUUAAACGACAAAGCCAUUGGAGCAAUCAUGCUGGUUAUCUCCCUUACAAUUCUCUCCCUGUGUCUAGUCGCCAUUGUCAAACUACUGCACUCCCUUCUCCAAGGCCCCAUCGCUCUCAUCAUCAAAAAAUUCAUCUACGCGGACUUUCCCGGACCGCUGGGCUACCUCACCGGAUACCUCGCCAUCAUCAUCGGCGCCGGGUUGAACAUCAUCGUCCAGAGCUCCUCCAUCUUCACCUCCACCCUCACCCCGCUCGUCGGCAUCGGGGUCAUCGAACUCGACCGGAUGUACCCUUUGACCCUGGGGUCAAACAUCGGCACCACGACCACGGCGAUUCUCUCAGCCUUAGCCAACACGGACGGCCUCAGAAACGCGUUACAAGCAGCCUUCUGCCACCUCUUCUUCAACAUCACCGGCAUCCUCCUGUUCUACCCCAUCCCCUACCUCCGUUUCCCCAUCCCGCUUGCCAAAUUUCUAGGCAACUGCACGGCCGAUUACCGCUGGUUCGCCAUCGUCUACAUGUUACUUUUAUGUUAG
Molecule: messenger RNA, 723 nt
Organism: Physella acuta
Lineage: Eukaryota; Metazoa; Mollusca; Gastropoda; Physidae
Product: sodium-dependent phosphate transport protein 2B-like
Biological process (GO): sodium-dependent phosphate transport
Cellular component (GO): membrane
Molecular function (GO): sodium:phosphate symporter activity
Source: RefSeq, a predicted model, not a curated record